Messenger RNA from Heterocephalus glaber (naked mole-rat), 603 nucleotides. The record is from RefSeq and is a predicted model, not a curated record. Lineage: Eukaryota; Metazoa; Chordata; Mammalia; Rodentia; Bathyergidae.
AUGUACUUCUUGCUUUCCAACCUUUCUUUUGCAGACAUUGGUUUCACCUCCACCACGGUACCAAAUAUGCUGGUGAGCAUCCAGACACAGAGCAAAGUCAUAAGAUAUAAAGGCUGUAUCACUCAAGUGUAUUUUUUCAUACAGUGUCUAAUGUUGGACAAUAUUCUGUUGACUGUGAUGUCCUAUGACCAUUACAUGGCCAUUUUCCACCCUCUGCAUUACACGGUCAUCAUGGACCCCAAGCUCUGUGUGUUGCUGGUUCUAGCAUGUUGGAUGCUGAGUGUCCUAAAUGCCCUGCUACAAAGCUUAAUGAUGUUAUGGCUGUCCUUCUGUACUGACUUAGAAAUCCCACAUUUCUUCUGUGAACUAAAUCAAAUAGUGCACUCUGCCUGUUCUGACACCUUUCCUAAUGAUGUGGUCAUAUAUGUUACCACUGUGGUACUGGGUGGUGGUCCCCUUGUUGGCAUUCUUCACUCUUAUUUUAAGAUAGCUUCCUCCAUACAUGCAAUCUCAUCAGCUCAGGGGAGAUAUAAAGCAUUUUCCACCUGUACAUCUCAUCUGUCAGUUGUCUUCUUAUUCUAUGGCACAAGCCUAGGUGAGUAA